AUGAUUGCAAUAGGCCUCGAAGGCUCCGCCAACAAACUCGGCGUCGGCGUGAUAUUACAGCCUUCUAAAGGCGGCCCUGCACAAAUAUUAUCUAACAUCAGGCACACCUACGUCUCCCCACCCGGAGAAGGGUUUUUACCAAAAGACACCGCCAAACACCAUCGCGCGCAUGUCACGGACCUGGUCAAGCGUGCACUGGUCGAAGCAGGCGUCACAGUCCAAGAGGUCGACUGUAUCUGCUAUACCAAAGGCCCUGGAAUGGGGGCCCCAUUGCAGAGCGUUGCCAUCGCCGCCAGAACUUUGAGUCUCUUGUGGAACAAACCGCUCGUGGCCGUCAACCAUUGUGUGGGGCAUAUUGAAAUGGGCCGAGAGAUCACGGGCGCCACGAACCCUGUGGUCCUCUACGUCUCGGGCGGGAACACCCAGGUGAUCGGCUAUAGCACUCAACGGUAUCGCAUUUUCGGCGAGACACUCGAUAUCGCGGUGGGAAAUUGCCUGGAUCGAUUUGCAAGGACGUUGAACAUUUCGAAUGACCCUGCCCCCGGGUACAAUAUCGAGCAACUGGCCAAGAAAGGUAAAGUGUUGCUUGACCUGCCUUACGCUGUCAAGGGUAUGGAUUGUUCUUUCAGUGGGAUUUUGGCACGGGUGGAUGAGCUCGCGGAACAAGUGAAGGCGGGGACCUUGAAGGAUCCUGCCACCGGGAACGCCAUCACACCUGAAGAUCUAUGUUUCUCUCUCCAGGAGACGGUCUUUGCCAUGUUGGUGGAAAUCACCGAGAGAGCAAUGGCCCACGUAGGUUCCAAUCAGGUCCUCGUUGUUGGCGGGGUGGGAUGCAAUGAACGCGUACAGGAAAUGAUGGGCAUAAUGGCCAGAGACAGGGGCGGCAGCGUCUAUGCGACUGACGAAAGAUUCUGCAUCGACAACGGUAUCAUGAUCGCACACGCGGGCCUUCUCGCAUACCGGACAGGAUUCCAGACGGCUCUGGAUGACAGCACUUGCACACAACGAUUUCGAACAGAUAGCGUUCAUGUUGCAUGGAGAGAAGAUUGA
Molecule: messenger RNA, 1050 nt
Organism: Rhinocladiella mackenziei CBS 650.93
Lineage: Eukaryota; Fungi; Ascomycota; Eurotiomycetes; Chaetothyriales; Herpotrichiellaceae
Product: tRNA N6-adenosine threonylcarbamoyltransferase
Exons: 1
Coding region: 1-1050 (349 amino acids)
Biological process (GO): tRNA threonylcarbamoyladenosine modification
Cellular component (GO): cytoplasm; EKC/KEOPS complex
Source: RefSeq, a predicted model, not a curated record